Molecule: messenger RNA, 2158 nt
Organism: Lolium perenne
Lineage: Eukaryota; Viridiplantae; Streptophyta; Magnoliopsida; Poales; Poaceae
Source: RefSeq, a predicted model, not a curated record
AUGGAUGCUGCCGACGAUGUAGCUUUGGCCCCCGGUACCUCCCCCUCUCACCGCCGACACCCCCUUGGCCAACUAGUGUACAUAACAGUGCUCAUCUCUGCGGGCGUGCUCGCCAUGUUCCUCAUGCAUGUGCUGGGUUCCUUACGCCGGAGGUCGAGCAACAAGGCCCUCCACGCUGUCGUAUUGGGAGCUUACACGCUCUCGUACUUACUGGUGAGCUACAGCCUCGGGCUCAUGCAAGACUCAGAGGACUACUUCACCGAGUUUGCUGUGUGGGCAGUGUGCCUGCUCAUGCUCCUCGGCGGUACCGACAACCUCAUGGCGUGCAAACUCGAUGAUGUCGACAACUGGAAGAGCUUCCACGUGAGACACCUCUUCAAGGGAGCACUGGUGGUGCUUAUUGUCGCCUUCUAUGGUGGGGAAGUGAGUGAAUACCAGAAGCCGCUCUGGGGAAUCUUAUGUGUCAAUAUCCUCCAGUCAUGCGUGCGGAUCAAGUCCAUGAGGGAUGCGAGCAAGUCCAACCUGCUCUCCAAGAAUGUGAAGCCAAUCUCGGACUACAUGAAGGGUGAGGAUAAGCGGCAACUUUCUUCAGCCGUGACCAUGAAAGGCUAUAGGUAUGUAGUCGCCGGCGAGCCUAGUCUGAGAAAACAUGGCAAGGAAGCCGUGGACGACAAGGAGAUCACCACCGUGGAGCAGAUCUAUGAGUGCGAGGGGAGCUUGUUAUCCUCCAAGUCCAAGAGAGGUAUGCGGCUCAAGGACAUCUGCCUCUCCAUGGCUCUAUCCAAGAUGCUCAACCGAAGGUUCGCGGGCUUCGAGCUAGCUGAGGUGAAGGCGAACCGUCAGAAAACCAAUGACUUUGUGUUCCAGGGUCUGCUUGCUGGGGACAACAAGUAUGAGCGGGCGUUCAGGGUGAUCGAGGUAGAGCUUGGUUUUGUGUAUGACUUGUACUACACCAGGUAUCCUUUCCUCUACCAAAAGAUCCGCCACUUCGCGCUCGCUCUUCCGGUGGCCAUGGUUACCUUCUGCUCGUGGCUCACCUAUGAGCUCUCUGAGAAACACAAGAUUAAACAAGGUGAAGACGUCCCUCUGACCGCCACCCUGUGUUUGAUGGCUGUUGUCACAUUCUUGGAGGCAUUCCAGCUGUACCUGCACAUGGCCUCAGAUUGGUUUAAGGUGGCGCUGGUCCGGGGCUACGUCACCAGGCAUUAUUUACAAACAAGUGGUUGUACUUGUUUCUCUCAUAUGGUCAUCGGCCUUGUGCUGAGAUUGAAGGCACUCCGGCCAUGGGAAAGCAAGCUCGGGCAGUACUCUCUCCUCGAGAAGUACAACAGCACCCGUUACAGAAGCAAUUGUUGUCAUGUUAUUACACUAUUCCUGGUUGACAAGGCCAAGAAGGGGCGCAAGAGAGGGGAUCUUGUCAAGCUGUCAAUACAAGUGAAGCGAGCAGUCAUUGAUUCCCUCAUCAGAAGCAAAGAUCAGCUGGCAAACGGAGCAAGGUCACUGGAGGACAAUGGCGUCCACGAGCUGCUCUCCUGGGCGUGUGCUGCUAGUGACGAGACGCUCAUCCAUUCCAUACUGGUGUGGCAUGUCGCUACAACCAUUUGCAAGAACCAGCUUGAUGCCGAGCCGACCAAAGGUGCCAAGCAGAUUGCCGCCGAAGAUAGCAGUGCGGUCGGCACAGCUGCGCCCUCCGUCCAAGAUAGCAGUGCGGUAGCCUCCAGCUUGUCACAGUACUGUGCAUACCUCGUCGCUUUCUCGCCAGACCUCCUGCCGGGUCACAGCUAUGACUCGGAAUCCAUUCUCGAUCAAUCCAUCGAAGAUGCACGUAGCUUCGCACCACUCAAAGGCACCAAGAAGAUGAAGGAUAAGUGCAAGAUACUUCUGAGCACCAGCAUAAAUGACAAUCACCCCGUCGCUCAGGGAGCUCGGCUUGCCAGGCAGCUGAUGGAGAUCCAAGACAAGGCACUGCGGUGGAAAGUGCUCUCAGAUUUCUGGGCAGAGAUGAUGCUCUACGUUGCACCGUGUGACGAUGGCCAGGCCCGGGCGCACCUGGAGGCCCUGGCGAGAGGAGGGGAAUUCAUCACGCACCUGUGGGCUCUGCUCACGCACGCCGGCGUGCUGAAGCGUCCGCCGAAUGGAUCAGAGGCCGCCUGAUGGA